AUGGCAGACGCGCCGAAUACCCAGGACGAGCUCUACCCCAUCGCCGUCCUCAUCGACGAGCUAAAGCACGACGAUGUCCUCCUGCGUCUCAAUGCCAUUCACCGCCUCUCCACCAUCGCCCUCGCCCUAGGCGCCGAGCGCACGCGUGAGGAAUUGAUUCCCUUCCUCGACGAGUCCGUUGAGGACGAGGAUGAGGUGCUAGUCGCUCUCAGCGGCGAGCUGGGCAACUUCAUCGAGUAUGUCGGAGGCGCCCAAUGGGGCCAUGUCCUCCUCUCCCCCCUCGAGAACCUCGCUGCCAUCGAGGAACCCGUCGUGCGGGACAAGGCCGUCGAGUCCCUCAACAAGAUCUGCGAGGAGCUGUCCUCCCAGCAAGUCGAAGAAUACUUCAUCCCCUUGACCAUCCGACUUUCAAAAGCAGACUGGUUCACCUCCAAGGUGUCUGGCUGCGGUCUCUACACAUCGCCCUACAAGAAGGUGUCCCCGGGCAUUCAAGAAGAUCUCCGAAAGCAGUUUGGACAGCUUGUCCACGAUGAGACACCCAUGGUCAGACGCCAGGCUGCCACCAACCUGGCAAAGUUCGUCAAGGAGAUGCCGGCCGCUAUCGUUGUCGAAGAGAUGAUACCCCUUUUCCAGCACCUCGCCCAGGACGACCAGGACAGCGUCCGCCUACUUACCGUCGAGAUCCUCAUUUCCAUCGCCGAGGUCGUACCCAAGGAGCAGCAGUCGAGUCACGGCGUUCUCCUCACUUCUCUGCGAAACCUGAUCGAGGACAAGAGCUGGAGGGUUCGGUACAUGAUUGCAGACAGAUUCGAGAAGAUUUCCAAGGCUGUCGAUGAGGAGGUCGUUUCAAGGGAUCUGGUGCCAUCUUUCGUGAAGCUCCUCAAGGACAACGAGGCAGAAGUCCGGACUGCGAUUGCUGGACAAAUACCAGGAUUCUGUGCGCUUGUGGACCGCACUGUCCUUCUGAAUGAUAUCAUGAGCAGCGUGGAGGAUCUCGUUUCCGACACCUCCCAGCAUGUCAGAGCUGCUCUCGGUACCCAGAUCAGCGGUCUCGCACCCAUCUUGGGAAAGCAAGAAACUAUCGACCACCUUCUGCCCAUGUUCUUGCAAAUGCUGAAGGACGAGUUCCCCGAAGUUCGCCUCCACAUUAUUUCCAAGCUUGAACUCGUCAACCAGGUCAUCGGAAUCGACUUGCUCUCCCAGUCUCUUUUACCCGCCAUUGUGCAGCUUGCUGAGGACAAGCAGUGGCGUGUGAGACUGGCCAUCAUCGAGUACAUUCCUCUUCUUGCCAGCCAGCUUGGAGUUAAGUUCUUCGAUGAGAAGCUGAGCAACCUCUGCAUGAGCUGGUUGGGCGAUACCGUCUUCUCGAUCCGCGAGGCGGCGACGCACAACCUGAAGAAGCUUACAGAGGUCUUUGGAGUCGAGUGGGCGAGCGAGGCGAUCAUUCCCAAGGUUAUGGCCAUGGGCAACCACCCCAACUACCUCUACCGAAUGACAACCGCCUUUGCCAUCACCACCCUUGCUUCUGUUGUGAGCCUUGAUGUCAUUGCUGACAAGAUCCUGCCCAUGUUGGACAAGCUCGUUGACGAUGAGAUCCCCAACAUUCGCUUCAACGUCGCCAAGACAUAUGGCGUUCUGAUUGACGUCCUCCGCCGUUUGCCUGAAGAAGGCACGAUUUACUCCCUGGAGAAGGAGGGUGGCAGCUUCACCGCGUCUCCCAGAGGCAUGGAACUGAUCCAAACACGCGUCAUUCCUAAGCUCGAGAAGCUGCAGAAGGACGACGACGUCGACGUGCGGUACUUUGCGACAACGUCUGCGAACCAAGUGUCUGGACCUUCUUCUGGCGAACCUAUGAAUACAUCACCAUAG
Messenger RNA from Colletotrichum abscissum, 1869 nucleotides. RefSeq lists its product as uncharacterized. Gene Ontology annotation, molecular function: protein phosphatase regulator activity. Gene Ontology annotation, biological process: protein dephosphorylation. The coding region runs from base 1 to 1869 and encodes 622 amino acids. The record is from RefSeq and is a predicted model, not a curated record. Lineage: Eukaryota; Fungi; Ascomycota; Sordariomycetes; Glomerellales; Glomerellaceae. Gene Ontology annotation, cellular component: cytoplasm; protein phosphatase type 2A complex. The transcript has 8 exons.